AUGGCACGCAAGUUUCUGAUCGGGGGCAACUGGAAGAUGAAUGGCUCGGUCGAGCAAUGCAUGGCCCUCGCCGCCGAGCUCAACAGCAACGAGUGGAAUGCAGAUCGACUAGAGAUUGUGGUGGCGCCGCCUUCGAUCUAUUUUCGCACAAUGCGACAGGCCCUCAAGAAGGACGCGGCCCUCAUGGCCCAAAACGUACAUUUUGAAAAGUCCGGAGCCUUCACAGGCGAGGUCAGCACGGAAUUCUUGAAGGAUCUUGGGGUGGCCUGGGCCAUGACAGGCCAUUCGGAGCGCCGCGAGAUAUUCCAGGACUCGAACGAGAUUGUUGGCAGAAAGACCGCCCGUGCCCUCGCCAAUGGCGUCAAUGUCAUUGUGUGCUGCGGUGAGAAACUCGAGCACCGCGAAAGCAACCGCACGAACGAAGCCAUAUUUGGCCAGCUGCAGGCCGUGGCAGAUCAAAUCGAGGAUCCCAAGGACUGGGCCAACCUGGUGAUUGCCUACGAGCCGGUGUGGGCAAUCGGCACCGGCAAGGUUGCCACGCCAGAGCAGGCACAAGCAACGCACGUCGACAUCCGAAACUGGAUCCGCAAGCGGGUCUCGGAUGCCGCUGGAGAUGCCAUCCGAAUCCUGUACACGGGGUCGGUCAACGCCAGCAACUGCGCGGCAUUUGUGGACAUGCCCGACAUUGACGGGUUUGUUCUGGGCCGGGCAUCACUGGAUCCGAAGGAGUUUGCCAAAGUCAUUGCGCUGUCUGCGAGCUGCGCAAACCACCUCAACGACAUGCCUCCCCAGAUGAAGCGCCCAUCGCCUCUUUCGAUCGAAGUCCCCAGCUCCUCCAGCUCGCCCUCGCUCUCGCCCGCCACCCCAUCUCUGAAACCUCCCAAGAGCGUCUCGUCCAUGGCCCUGAACCUGCACACCGCCGAUGCUUCCGCCACCCCGCUCUCGGCCCCGGCCACGGCCUGGCGGACCUUUUUCGAGGAUACUGAGGCAGUCGACCGGAUGCCCAUCGACGAGCUCCGGACCAAGAUGAAGCAGCUCCUGUCCGAGCAGCGCGAGAAGGACAGAGGCAAGUGCCAAUCUUUUCAUGCCUUUCUCUCCUGCGAUCGCACAGUCUUUGCCCCUUGUUCUAUGUUUGAUCUCUCGAUCGCCGGCGAGCUGGGUCAGCAGCUUGUCGAAGCCAACAACACCCUCGCCAUCCAGUACGAGGACCUCCUGCAAAAAUACGAGUUCGUGCUGCGGGAGACCCAGAACGCCAAGGAGGACGCCGAGAUUGUCCAAAAGUCGUUCGCCAACGCCGAGCUCAAGGCCCUCGAGGACGCUGACACCCAGGAAAAGCUCAGUGCGCUCGAUGCCCAGGUCACGGCGCUCACGCAGUCGCUCGAGAUUGCCUACCAGAACAACCGCAAGAUCGAGCAGGUGCACAACCGAAGCAUCUCCUCCCUCCAAAAGACCAACUCGGAGCUUCAGGACCAGCUCAAGAGCGCCCUUCGUGACCUGCGCGAGGCCGAGCACACUCACACCAAGGCCGUUGCCGGCCUGGAGCGCGAUCUGGACCAGCUGCGGACCGAGCUGCAUGCCACCGCCGAAACCGCCCAGCAGCUUGAGGCUGAGCGCAAGCGUCUGCUCAAUUUGAUGAACAGCUCCAUAAAGGAAAAGAGCAACUCGGACAAGUCCGAUGCCGAGCAGAUCAAGCAGCUUUCCAGCGUCAUUGUCAACCUCGAGAGCGAGAAUGCCCAGCUGACCCGCACCAAGGCCGACGCCACCAACAAACUCAAUGUCCUCAGGGAGGAGCUGAACAGCGUGCAGGUCAAGUACGACGAGGCCGAGGAGAUUGUCUCGCAGUACAAGUACCUGAAGGACGAAUACGAUCAGCAAAAGGUCCUCAUCGAGGAGCUCAAGGCCAGCGUCGAGGAGCAGCGGCAGUCUUACCAGGGCAUGAUCGACGACCUGGCCCUUGUCGGCCAGCUCCCCAACAGCGCGAUCGCCCUCCGCGGCGGCAUCGACCACAACGCCCUCGUUCUCACCGACGACUUUAACGGCGACUGGCAGUGGGUCAAGUGGAUCGAGCGAACCCGAGUCAAGGCCUGGGAGCGUGACAUUCGUGGACUGAGAGAAGAGAUCGACAAUCUGCGCGAGAACCGCCAGCAUGCCGUGCUCCGGUUGCGCCAGCAGGUCGAGAACCUUGUCGUCACCGUGGCAGCACAGCUCCCCGCUCCCGUGCAGGCCCUGACAAAGACGGUAUUGGGGGUGAGUGGCGUUGCCGGCGAAAACUCGGGAUUGGCUCUUCCUUCUCCCGGACUGAUGCCCUCAUACUCGCCCUUGUGGAGCGGCAGCCCCACAAAACUCACUCCCCGAUAAGCCCAAAGAUGCCCAUCCCCGAGUCUCCAAGCGCGUCUGUCUCCCCACCUCUCUCCGUGGUGUCUGGUCGGCACUUGCGGUGCCGGCUCCGUGAUUCCUGGUCUGCCAGCCUUCCCACUUCUGGCUGUCCAUUCCCCUUCCCCCUCCCAUUUCGCUUCUUGUUCACCACCCUCCUUUCUGAUGUCCUUUCCGCCUUGGUGUCUGCUCGUAAACGGUCGUCGGUGUCGUAUCGUUAUUAUUCCUAUCGCCGCCAUUGCCAUCGCUGCCGUCGCGGCUGUCGUUGCAAUCGCAGCUGUUGUUGUUGCUGUCGUUAUUAUGGCUGUUCGGCGUCGGCCUCAUGUGUGUACGGACCUUGUAUUAUCUCGUCUGCGCCCCGAUGCCGACCUCAGUCUCCAAUGUGGAAUCUCGUUGCUGGACCCAUAUGCAUUCAACAGACCCAUCCCACACCGCCCCAC
This is a messenger RNA of Polychytrium aggregatum, 2813 nucleotides long. Its product is annotated as Triosephosphate isomerase-domain-containing protein. Gene Ontology annotation, cellular component: cytosol. The transcript has 9 exons. NCBI's taxonomy places the organism in Eukaryota, Fungi, Chytridiomycota, Chytridiomycetes, Polychytriales. The record is from RefSeq and is a predicted model, not a curated record. Gene Ontology annotation, molecular function: triose-phosphate isomerase activity. The coding region runs from base 1 to 2358 and encodes 785 amino acids. Gene Ontology annotation, biological process: glyceraldehyde-3-phosphate biosynthetic process; glycolytic process; gluconeogenesis.